UAAAAGGGUGUCUCUCUCUCCUCUUUCUUUCUUUCUUAAAAGAGUUUCUAUCAUCUCUCUCUCCUCUCUCUUCCUUUCUCUCUCUUCUCUGUCUCUCUCUCUCCUGAAAGCAAAAAAACCCUAAGAUUUGUUUACCAACAAUUUAUUGAUGGAUGACGACGGUUUGAACAUGAGGAACUGGGGUUAUUAUGAACAAUCCCUUAGAGGGAAUCUAGGUCUUCAACUGAUGUCAUCGGUGGUUGAUCGAGAUACAAAACCAUUCCUUACUAGGCGUGAGAAUCCAAUUAUGCUUGGUGCUAAUGGGGUGUUCCAUUCUCGGGAUUCUAUCAUUCCAGAAGCACCUUUAUCUCACAUUGAUUAUGUAAGGGACGGUUGGAUAAAUCACAGAGAAAAGUUUCUUAAUAUGUUUCCGGGGAGUCCUUACACUACCGUUCUCCCUGAAACCUCUGCAAGUCAUUCCAUGCAAAUGAUACAACAACCUGAUGCAACUAAGGAUGUGGGGGUGAAUGCAGAGGAACCACCAAGUGUUAGGAAAGAAAGUGGUCCUUCAAAGAGAAAGACAGGUGGUGCCACCCCCAAAGCUCCCAAAGCAAAGAAGUCAAAGAAAGCCUCAUCCGUACCUAAGGAAAACGGUAAUCCCUCUGUUCAAAGAGCAAAACCAGCUAAGAAGAGCAUGGACAUUGUAAUAAAUGGAAUUGAUAUGGACAUAACUGGCAUUCCUAUACCAGUUUGUUCCUGCACUGGUGCUCCUCAGCAAUGCUAUCGAUGGGGAUGUGGUGGCUGGCAGUCUGCUUGUUGCACCACUAGUAUAUCAAUGUAUCCACUUCCAAUGAGUACUAAAAGACGUGGAGCAAGGAUUGCUGGAAGAAAGAUGAGCCAGGGUGCAUUCAAGAAGGUUUUGGAGAAACUUGCUGCCGAAGGUUACAAUUUUGCUAAUCCAAUUGAUCUGAGGACUCACUGGGCUAAACAUGGUACCAACAAGUUUGUGACAAUCAGGUAGUUUCCAAAUCUAUUCUAUUUUCGGAAUAUGCAAUAGAAGAUUGUACGGCUGAUUGCAUUGUUUUCAGUUCAUAGUAAAAUAUUGAACUGUUGGUCUUGGAGCUGGCUUUUGUGACAGAAAGAAGGUGGUGUGGGUGGGACAGAAUUGCAUGAGAUGAUAGGUUAAUGGAUUGAAAUAUUUUGAAGGAUGUUACUUUGGAGAAAUCCAACAGUGCCUUGUUAUGUGUGUUAGUCUGAGGUACACAAUAUGUCUUGGAUUAGAGUCAGACUAUCGCUAUCCCCUGUUAUGGGAGAUAGAUGGUGUUGCUGCAUUUGUUUACAGGUCAAUGGAUGAUUAGUAUAUGCGGAGUAACAUACUUUUAAAGUAAAUUUAUAAUAUGUAGUCUUGAUGUGAACUCCAGAGUGUUUGUCCAUUAUUCAUAAUUUUAAAGAAGAGGCGGACUCUUGAUGCCUAUUGAAAUGUCACAGGAUAAUCUCCCCUCCCCCCGGUUUCUUGUUCAGUUGGGGACUUAGGAGGAUUAGGUUGGUUGGGGAUUGUUUCGAGAUGAGAUUUAGCAUGUGUAGCUAGAAUGUCAAAUUAGAGCUCUAGGCAUAUGGUCUAAAGUUUGCUCUUUUUGAGUCAGAAUUCUUGUUGUAGAUGUUUUUGGUUUACCAUUUUGAUAGUCUGAAAUGCAUAAAUGACACAGUUGGUGAGUA
Molecule: messenger RNA, 1695 nt
Organism: Capsicum annuum
Lineage: Eukaryota; Viridiplantae; Streptophyta; Magnoliopsida; Solanales; Solanaceae
Product: protein BASIC PENTACYSTEINE2
Exons: 3
Coding region: 149-1000 (283 amino acids)
Biological process (GO): response to ethylene
Cellular component (GO): nucleus
Molecular function (GO): DNA-binding transcription factor activity; sequence-specific DNA binding
Source: RefSeq, a predicted model, not a curated record